This is a messenger RNA of Rhopalosiphum padi (bird cherry-oat aphid), 1746 nucleotides long. RefSeq names its product enhancer of split mgamma protein-like. The coding region runs from base 302 to 1006 and encodes 234 amino acids. The record is from RefSeq and is a predicted model, not a curated record. Gene Ontology annotation, biological process: regulation of transcription by RNA polymerase II; anterior/posterior pattern specification; regulation of neurogenesis. Gene Ontology annotation, molecular function: RNA polymerase II cis-regulatory region sequence-specific DNA binding; DNA-binding transcription factor activity, RNA polymerase II-specific; protein dimerization activity. Lineage: Eukaryota; Metazoa; Arthropoda; Insecta; Hemiptera; Aphididae. Gene Ontology annotation, cellular component: nucleus. The transcript has 2 exons.
CGCCCCACCCGGCGCCCGGCACACCGCAUUCCGACACCGUCCGCUGGCACGCAAACAACUCUCGCGCUCUGCCGCUGCGUACCGUGUUCUAUUGCUACCGCUGCUGCUGCUGCACUCGCUGCUCUCGUCGUCGACGAUAUAAUAACAAUAUUAUUGUUACGUUUUAUUUUAAAAAUUCUUAUAAAUUGUUCGUGAUACGAAUCAGUGCGAUUUCGUUUUGGAUUUACGACAGUCGUUUGUUAUAUAACUCACUGUUACGUCAAUUUCCGUGUGUGUUUCGUACUCGCAAACUACAGUCGUCAUGUCUUCCGUCGCCACUGAAAUGCAACAACCCGUCUCCAGGACUUACCAAUACAGAAAGGUCAUGAAACCAAUGUUGGAACGCAAACGCCGUGCUCGCAUUAAUCGGUGCUUGGACGAACUCAAGGAACUGAUGGUGGUCGCCCUGCAAUCCGAAGGCGAAAACGUCAGCAAACUGGAAAAGGCCGACAUACUUGAACUAACGGUCCGACACUUGCACAAGUUGCGCCGCCAACAGAGGCUUUCCGGCAACCCGGUGACCGAGAUGGAUCGAUUCCGCGCAGGAUACACGCGCUGCGCCUCUGAGGUGUCCCGAUGCCUGGCCGCCACACCCGGUCUGGACGUCACCCUGGGCGCCAACCUCAUGACUCACCUGGGCCACCGACUCAACUCGAUCCAACCCACCGGAUCCACAGCGGCCGUGACCACUUCACCGGCCACGCCGUUGACGCUCAACACCGAUAUGUCCUCGUCUUCGUCCUCGUCGUCCUCGUCCUCGGCGUCGUCAUCGGCGUCGUCGUCGUGUUCGUCACCACCACCACCCCAGUCGCCUACCGGCAGCACUACCUCGUCGUAUCCGAUGCCACUAACGCCCAACUCGAUGGUCGGCACCGGAUGCAGCACGGACUCCACUUCCACCGGACUCCUGCAAGUUGUCGACAUGUCCCUGAAAAACGACAACGCCUCAGUUUGGAGACCUUGGUAAACUGAUCACCGUGUAACCCACACACACGCACACACGUGCACGCGAUAUUACCAAUUAUUAUAUAUUAUUUUAUUUGUCUCGAAUUGAUUUAAUUUUUUUUUUUUUUGUUAUUGCCUACACUUUAUAUUGUAUCGUUUUCUUGUUAUGUUAUACAUUCUCUGGAAAAAAUCAUCCAAAGGUCUGUAUAACGGUAGGUACGCGGACGCAAACGGGUUUUAUCGAACUUUUUACGCUUAUAUGAACGAAAAGAUUUUGACAUAUACGUAUGAUAUAUUAAAAUUAUAUUAUUGUCUAUAUUAUAUAGUUUUUGAUAAAUUAUUAUAAGGCAUUUUUUUAUUCGCACGCGUUCAUAUAUAUAAAUAUAUUUAUAAACAUGUUUAAUUUUUUUUUUAAUUUUUAAAAAUAUGAUCCUGUGAUAUACCAUUGUUUAAAUAAUAUAGACUACAAUAUAUUAUUAUAUUAUAAUGACUAUAUAAAAAAAAAUGGUAUAAAUAUAUUUUGUUCUCGUAUAGUAUGAUAUAUAAUAUUGUAAUGGGUACUCAUCCUACCUCAUAAUAUCAUUAUAUGUGUAUAGUAUAUCUUUUAAUAUAAUUAUUUAUUAUUUUUAUUUGUGACAAAAUACUGCAUACACGCGCAUAACAAUAAUAUAAUGUGCGUGUAUAUGGUUAUUUUUUUAUAUAGACUGUGAUAUAAUGAUAUAAUAUUAUGUUUUAGUAAAUACUAUGAUUAUUUACCCAUAA